AAGCCUUUCUGUUGUGAUCUAUGUGGACACAAAUUUAGCCACAAAUCAGCUUUAAACAGACACAUAAUGAUCCACGCAGGACAAAAGCCUUUCUGUUGUGAUCUAUGUGGACACACAUUUAGCCACAAAUCAGCUUUAAACUCACACAUAACGAUCCACUCAGGACAAAAGCCUUUCUGUUGUGAUCUAUGUGGACAAAGAUUUAACAAAAAAUCCAAUUUAAAAACACACAUGAGAAUCCAUACAGGACUAAAGCCUUUCUGUUGUGAUCUAUGUGGUCAAAGAUUUAGCCAAAAAUCACAUUUAAACACACACAUGAGAAUCCAUACAGGACAAAAGCCUUUCUGUUGUGAUCUAUGUGGACACAAAUUUAGCGACAAAUCCUCUUUAAAAACACACAUGAGAAUCCACACAGGACAAAAGCCUUUCUGUUGUGAUCUAUGUGGACAAAGAUUUAACCAAAAUUCUAAUUUAAACGCACACAUGAUAAUCCAUACAGGACAAAAAACUUUCUGUUGUGAUCAAUGUGGACAAAGAUUUAGCCGAAAAUCAACUUUAAACACACACAUGAGAAUCCAUACAGAACAGAAG
This is a messenger RNA of Fundulus heteroclitus (mummichog), 591 nucleotides long. RefSeq names its product gastrula zinc finger protein XlCGF49.1-like. Gene Ontology annotation, molecular function: DNA-binding transcription factor activity, RNA polymerase II-specific; RNA polymerase II cis-regulatory region sequence-specific DNA binding. The record is from RefSeq and is a predicted model, not a curated record. Lineage: Eukaryota; Metazoa; Chordata; Actinopteri; Cyprinodontiformes; Fundulidae. The annotation marks the transcript as partial. Gene Ontology annotation, biological process: regulation of transcription by RNA polymerase II. Gene Ontology annotation, cellular component: PcG protein complex; transcription regulator complex. The transcript has a single exon.